Messenger RNA from Lactuca virosa, 423 nucleotides. Lineage: Eukaryota; Viridiplantae; Streptophyta; Magnoliopsida; Asterales; Asteraceae. The record is from the annotation of a GenBank genome assembly.
AUGAAAGAGCGACGAAGGAGCUCACUUCCACGACAUGGGAAAGGAUCAUGGGAUGAGGAAAAGAAAGAAAAGGUGCAAGGUGAGGAGAUAUCGAGAGGUAGAAUAGGUGAAAUGAGUUCAAAGGAAUUAGUUAAGACACGCUUCUUUAGCACAGGCCACAGAGUGAAGUUGGAAGGUUCAAUGAACUACGUGAAGGGGAAAUCUUGGGCGCUAUUGUUGUCUAUAUACAAGUGGCGUAGGCGAAGCUGUGGCGACUCGUGGAGUAGACAGCGAGCUCCGCUUGAACAGAAAUCAGCAAGCUGCAAGCACUACUCCAAAAGCAGUGAGCUCCGCAACAAAAGCGAAGCGAGCCGCGGUAGCCUAUUAAGUUUUUCAGUUGCAUCGUACCGUACUAUGGGAGGGAUCCGUACCUCCUUUAGAUAG